AUGGUGUUACUGUAUAUUAUUUUCAAAUUAAUUGGAUUGUCACCUUGGACAAUUGAUGUUACUGAGCUGUUCAGUAACAGGCGUAUGGUUAAUUACAAUAGUGACUUAUUAAAAAAUUCAAUCAUUGGUGUCGUCUAUAAUUUGUUGUUGAUUAUUGCUUCCGGUUCAUUUCAUAUUUAUAUUUUAUUUAUUUUGGGUGAUAAGGUAGAAUUUUUUAGUUGGAUAGCGGACUCAAAGUUCACAAUGUUAAUCUAUUCUGUUAUAUUAAAUCUGAAAAUAAUAAUAACGUUAGUAAUUUGGUUCAAUUACAUUGUACGACGAAAAAAAAUAAUUGAUGUAGUUGAACGCUUGAUAAAAUUGGACAAAAAAUUACAAAAAUACGAUUUCAUACUCAAUGAUUAUCAAAAGAAUUCCCCUAUUUAUCUCAUAUUUUUUAUAGAUUUUGUUCUUUGUCUUUCUUUAUUGAUUAUUCAAUUAAAAAAAGAGAAUUGGUCAAAAAAUGUGCUUAUUAAAUUUAUACCAAUUGCGAUUAACAAGUUACUUUUAAGACUGGGUAAUUUGAUAGAGCCGGAAGAAGAAUUAUUGACAAUUGAUGAUGUCUUCUCUCUAAAGGAACCACCUAAAAAAAUAAUAGUUUGA
Messenger RNA from Cotesia congregata, 639 nucleotides. NCBI's taxonomy places the organism in Eukaryota, Metazoa, Arthropoda, Insecta, Hymenoptera, Braconidae. The record is from the annotation of a GenBank genome assembly.